Molecule: messenger RNA, 3408 nt
Organism: Salvelinus sp. IW2-2015
Lineage: Eukaryota; Metazoa; Chordata; Actinopteri; Salmoniformes; Salmonidae
Source: RefSeq, a predicted model, not a curated record
GAGUGCCUCUAACAGCGUGGAGAUCUCUGGUUAUGCCUGUGGAUACCUGGCCUCCAUAUUCUACCUCUCCUCUCGUUUUCCACAGCUCUACAAAAAUUUUAAGCGGCAGUCUACAGAGGGUACGUCGUACAUGCUGUUUGCCCUGGCCAUGAUGGGCAACGGGACCUACGGGCUCAGUAUCAUUGUGGUUCUACCAGCUCUGGCCGGCUCCAAACAGACCUUCAUCCUCAAACAUCUGGCCUGGCUCAUCGGCAGCCUGGGAGUCCUCCUCCUAGACUUCUUUGUCACCGCCCAGUUCAUCAUCUAUAGGAAGAACCGCUCCGAUAAAACCAGCAAGAAGAUGAAUGUUCCUGAAGUAGAACCUCUGCUCUGUGAAGAGGAGGAGCUGUCCACGUUCUAGAGUGAGAACGUUAUGGAAGUUCUAGAGUGAGAACAUUAUGGAAGUUCUAGAGUGAGAACAUUUUGGAAGUUCUAGAGUGAGAACAUUUUGGAAGUUCUAGAGUGAGAACAUUUUGGAAGUUCUAGAGUGGGAACAUUGUGGAAGUUCUAGAGUGGGAACGAUUGUGGAAGUUCUAGAGUGCGGAACAAUUGUGGAAGUUUCUAGAGUGGGAACAUUGUGGAAGUUCUAGAGUGGGAACAUUGUGGAAGUUCUAGAGUGGGAACAUUGUGGAAGUUCUAGAGUGGGAACAUUAUGGAAGUUCUAGAGUGUGCUCAAUAAGAUCAUUCUUGAAAUCCUCUCCAUAAUCAAUCAAUCAAUCAAAUGUAUUUAUAAAGCCCUUUUUACAUCUACAGAUGUCACUUAGUGAUAUAUAUAAAAUCAGCCUAAAACCCCCAAACAGCAAGCAAUGCAGAUGUAGAAGCACGGUUGCUUGGAAAAACUCCCUGUUGACUGGAGACCUGGAAUAAUCCGACAGAUAUGAUAGUACACCAAUGUUCCCUCCGCUGAAGUACAGGUGAAUUAAAGGGGGUGUCUUAUAUUUGAGAAAUGUAAUCUCAGAACUAUUCUCUCUCUCUUUGUAGGGGGGUCAUGUGAUCUAUUCACUAUGCUAUUUCCUAGUACACUGCAGGACUAUUGCCUGUGUCCGUGUCUCACAUUGCUCUAGUCUAGUUUGUCAACGGUUAGAGCUCUUGUGUUUUCCAGGAUAAGAUAUGCAAUACACUUUGAACUGUUCACGCAGCGUUAUCGUCUAGUUAAACCGUACAGUAGGGGACCACACCAGUGGUUGUUCCUGUAUGUAGGUUUAAAAAUGUCAUACAUUGUACUAGUGGUGUGUCGCAAAGUAGUGGGCUGCACCCACAGUGAUGUAUUUUACACUUGUGGUGAAUUUGUUAUAGUUUACCCUGGUUUUGUUCUAUGAGCAGAUUCUGUCGUAAUUGAAUCCCUAUAUAAGUUCUAGUUGGUAAAUUGCAUGGAGUGUUACACAGUGUUUAGAUUGUGAAUGUGCAGUGGGUUAGGCCUGAUAUCCUGUGCCUUGCAUCUACAUCUAGUAAUGUGUUGCUGCAGUGGAGUGCUGAUGUGUUCAGGCUGCUGCUUUUAAAACCAACAGUUCUUCGGCUGAAAUCGAACCGUUUUAACUGAACAGCCUGUUUUCCUUAUCUCCUCUCCUUAUCUCCUCUCCUUAUGUUAUGGCCCAGUCAUUUUACUUUCAGUGUCCACAAAGGAAGGGAGGAAGGAGGGUUUUCACAGUAUUGAGUCACAGCCUUGAGCAUUGAGUUCACCCCUUAUUUUGGAGUUGUGUCCAGGGGUGUGUUCACUAGGAACCAAAUGGAACAAAACGGGGAAGGGGCCUAUCUGAAUUUGUCCAAUAGAAACUCUCGUUUUCGUUGCAAAAUGUUUUCGUUUAGAGUAAGCGUUUUGAAACGGAAACCGUUUAAGACUAAUGAAUACACCCCAGUCUUCUAUGUGUGUAGUCACAUGUUCAGAAAGCGGAGGAUCAAGUUUGUGUGGGAACUGGGACCGUUUUAUAAGUUGAUGUGUCAUAACUUGGUAACAUGGAGUCAUGAUGAGGGAAUAGAACUACUAGAGACCAAUGAUUCGUUACGUUUUUGUACAGGUCACAUCACUGUUGUUAGUGUGUCAUGGAUGUGAUUGGUCGAUUGACAGCACAGAUUUCUCUACCUCGUCUUUCAGUGAGGGGGUUUGUUUAUCUGGCCCAGGUUACCCCUGGUGGGAGGAGUUUGAGCUGGGUGAAAAGGGAUUGUAUUCGUUUUGGAAACGGGCUGCCCCCUGGGUGUGAGCCAGUGGUCACCGGUGAAGUCGGCUCAAAAUAAAAGUGACGUAAUUAAGCACGUGGAAAGAUAAGUAGGAUUCUGUUUUCACAUGCUAAAGUGAUAGUUUAAAAAAAAAAAAAAUCUAAAGAAUUCUGUCUUUGCAUAGAAAACUAGUUUGAUAAUUCAAAAAUUUGUAUUUGAUGGAAAAUAGAUGUAUGUUUCUGGAUGAUGCACUGUGCUGCCUUGUUGACAUGACCGAGUGGCUCAGAUUACUGUUUGAUUUGAGAAGGGCGCUCCUGCAUCACCGCUAUUUCACCCGAUGACGUGAUGGGCCAUUGCCCGGUUCAACCUGGGCCAGUGUAAUAAAAUUCCCUCAGUGUCAUAGGAGUCGUCCCUGGUGAAAAUGUAAAUAUGUAUCUAGUUAAGUGUUGGAGAUAUAUAAAUAAAGGAGUGCUUGUGUUUUGUUUUUUUAAGAGCGCAAACAUGACAAAACAUGAUGUGACUAAGUAUUUAUUGGUAGAGAUAGUCUAGAGUUACCGCUGGGCUUUAAUAAGCACAGUUGUGAUUGGUGGACUUUCCAUGUGAAAAAUAAGGAGUAUUUCUACUUUUACGUGACGUAUUGAAAAAGCUCAAAAUGUGGUCUUUGGGAAAAUAGCUGUUUACAAAAUGGCUGUCCAGCAAAUGAUUGUGGCCAUGAACGAAGAGAAAUUAUGAUGCCACUUAUUUUCUCUGAUAAACCUGUAGAUAGUUGCAGAUUUUGUUGAUUAUUUUAAAGGUAAUUAUCGGUUGUUUCAGACUAACUUUUUGCCUUUCUCUUGAUAAAUUAAGUUUAAUUCUGGUUUGCUCAAAGCCUGGCCUCUCUUCAAUGUGUUUUCUAUAGACAUUUUCCAAACCAUAGAAUGAAAUAAUGAGAUUUAUUUACAGUCUCAAGAACAAGGAAAAUUUAUGAAAUUAUUUUUACUUGAAUAAUGACACACUGUAUUGCUCUUUUAAGAUACACAUGUAUUUAUAUUUAUACUUAAGAUAACAUGGUAUUGUAUUUUCCUUAUGCUUUGGCCUGUACGUUCCUUCCAAUAUUUAUCUCAUUGACGAUAAUGUCCCAGUAUCUCAGCUUUUGUAGUUCAUUGUACACAAGUUCAGCAUUCCAAUAUGAUGCUGAUGUAACAAACAUCUCAAUAAAGUCCAGAUUAUAUCCAA